AUGGGAAAACCGAAAGGUAUUCGUACAGCUCGGAAAUUAAAAACUCAUCGGCAAGCCCAACGUUGGAAUGAUAAAGGUUAUAAGAAAGCACAUUUAGGAACUCGCUGGAAAGCAAAUCCGUUCGGUGCUGCAUCGCAUGCGAAGGGUAUUGUUCUUGAAAAAGUUGGUGUUGAAGCCAAACAGCCAAAUUCCGCUAUUCGUAAAUGUGUCCGUGUUCAGCUCAUUAAAAAUGGCAAAAAAAUUACAGCAUUUGUCCCUAAUGAUGGCUGCUUGAACUUUAUUGAGGAAAAUGAUGAAGUCCUUGUUGCUGGUUUUGGUCGAAAAGGACAUGCUGUUGGCGAUAUACCCGGUGUACGUUUCAAGAUUGUUAAAGUUGCAAAUACCUCAUUGAUUGCCUUGUUUAAAGGAAAAAAAGAAAGACCUCGAUCGUAA
Messenger RNA from Thelazia callipaeda (thelaziosis nematode), 432 nucleotides. Lineage: Eukaryota; Metazoa; Nematoda; Chromadorea; Rhabditida; Thelaziidae. The record is from the annotation of a GenBank genome assembly.